Molecule: messenger RNA, 1866 nt
Organism: Poecilia latipinna (sailfin molly)
Lineage: Eukaryota; Metazoa; Chordata; Actinopteri; Cyprinodontiformes; Poeciliidae
Gene: nadk2
Product: NAD kinase 2, mitochondrial
Exons: 11
Coding region: 48-1130 (360 amino acids)
Biological process (GO): NADP+ biosynthetic process; NAD+ metabolic process
Cellular component (GO): mitochondrion
Molecular function (GO): NAD+ kinase activity
Source: RefSeq, a predicted model, not a curated record
GGGCUCCAUCAGCUCGACCUUUGACCUCUGGUUUCUUUCAGCUAGCCAUGAAGGGCUCCAGCUACAGCGGCCUGCUGGAACGCCACAACAUCCACACCAGCAACGUGGAGCACGUCGUCCAGAGCCUGCAGAGCGCCGGCGUGGAGGUGCGGGUUGUGAGGAGAGGGGAGUACGAUGAGGAGGUGGUCCGGUGGGCCGACGCCAUCGUCUCAGCUGGAGGUGACGGGACGAUGCUGCUGGUGGCCAGUAAGGUUCUGAACAAGGACAAGCCGGUUGUUGGGGUGAACACCGACCCAGAGAGGUCAGAAGGUCACCUGUGUCUGCCGGUGCGCUACACCCACGCCUUCCCAGAGGCUCUGGAGCGGCUCUGCCGUGGUGAGUUCAGGUGGUUGUGGCGCCAGCGGCUCCGGCUGCACCUGGAGGGAACCGGGAUCAACCCGACUCCAGUGGACCUGCAUGAGCAGCAGCUGAGCCUGGAGCAGCACAACCGGGCCCACCGGAUCAGCACCGUGGACCGGCAGCAGAGAGCUGGAGCGCUGCACCCGGCCUAUUCCAAGCCCAGCCUGCUGCCGGUCCGGAGCCUGAACGAGAUCUUCAUCGGGGAAUCUCUGUCCUCCAGGGCCCAGCUAAAAGUCUUCACUCCCCGUCUCUUCCUCCAUAGGGCGUCUUACUACGAGAUCUCAGUGGACGGCGGGCCCUGGGAGAAGCAGAAGAGCUCCGGGCUCAGCGUGUGCACCGGAACCGGCUCCAAGGCCUGGUCGUAUAACAUCAACAAACUGGCUGAACAGUCUGUGGAGGAGGUUCUAAGAAUCGGAGCGUCUCAGGCAGGAGUUGAACUGCCACUCAGCAGGGAGUUCCUAGAGAAAGUAACUGAUGACUACAACGCGUCCCUGGUGUUCGCCCCGGACGAGCCCCGCCUCUUCUACAGCGUCAGGGAGCCAAUCAGCAACCGUGUGUUCUCCAGCAGCCGGCAGAGAGGCUUUGCCAGCAAGGUGUGCGUCCGCUCGCGCUGCUGGGACGCCUGCAUGGUGGUGGACGGCGGCACGUCCUUCGAGUUCAAUGACGGUGCCAUUGCCACGGUAACCGUGAGCGAGGAGGACCGGCUCCGGACCGUCCUGCUAGACCAGUGAGGCGGGUCGGUGACCGCAGGCCUGUUGCCAUGGAGACGGGAUCAGGUUCUGACUCACUAAGCCCAUAAUAAUGUUCUGAUCCAGAGCACAAUGAAGCUGCUGCACCAUGUGACCAGCUCUGCUCUGAUUGGCUCAAACCAAACGUCCAAUCAGAGGACAGAGAUCUAAAACCCAUAAACACACUGGACCAGUUUACCCAGUAACUGAUGCAGACAUCCCAUAAUAAACCAGUUUUAUCUGCACAGCAACGCCACUGCCUCACAGAAUCUGCCUCUGGUUAUUUAACCCGAACCAGAACCAGACCAGAACCGGAACCAGACCAGAACCGGGGAAAGCAGCCAAUGGAGAACUGUUAGGCUAAGCACACCAGAUAAGUAUUCACACCCCAGUACAUUCUGAUCAGGGCCAAAACUUUUAGAUUAAAGACGUUUUAAAACAAAAGUUCCUCCUGGAACCUUUUUCUUCAUGUUUCUGGGAGAGCCGUAAAUCUGACGCACAGCUACAUCCGCUAGCAGCAGCGAUGGAAGCUGCUUCUCUCUUCAGUUAUGUUUCUAAUCAAUCUGAUUGGACGCUGGGAAAGACUGUUGUUGGGCUAAAAGCAGUUAGCCUAGCAGAGAAGCUAUGCUAGCCUAAACUAGCAUCUCAAUGCUAACAUGUAGCAUUUUCAGUCUAACAGUUUGAAUUGACAUGUUGCUUAUUUUGUCCACAGUUUUUGAUUAAAAUGCCUGAAACAUUU